GGGGAAUUUAUAACACUGUAUCUGUGAUUGUAGCAUUCACAAACCAAGCACAAUGCCAUAUUAUAAAUAGAGUGGCCAUGAAAUCUCUAGAUAUCAUCAGAUGGGAAACAGAACAGGAGGAACAUAACAUAAGUUGGCACGGCUGACCGUGCCUUGUAAACCAGUGCUUGUCUGUGUCAGUGUAUUCCAAGUACAGAUGGAGUUUGAAUUAUACGCUGACCACACCUGGCAGAGCCAGGCAGAACGCAGGAAUACCCUGGAUGACGCACAUUUCUCCAGCGAGAAUGAGUAAGUAAUAAUUCCAGAACAAAAUCAUUGCAUGCAGAGCUCCACAGAAAUCAAACUCACAGUAAUGUGCGGUGUGUGUGAGAGUAUCACAGAGCUCCACAGAAAUAAAACUCACAGUAAUGUGCAGUGUGUAUGAGUGCCUCACAGAGCUCCACAGAAAUAAAACUCACAGUAAUGUGUGGUGUGUAUGAGUGCAUCACAGAGCUUCACAGAAAUUAAACUCACAGUAAUGUGCGGUUUGUAUGAGUGUAUCAGAGAGCUCCACAAAAAUAAAACUCACAGUAAUGUGCAGUGUGUAUCAGUGCAUCACUGAGCUCCACAGAAAUCACUCACAGUAAUGGGCAAGUGUAUGAGUAUGUCAUAGAGCUCCACAGAAAUCAAACUCAGUAAUGUGUGGUGUGUAUGACAGUAUGAGUAUUUCAUAGAGCUUCACAGUAAAGAGCAGUGUGUAUGUAAACAUACAUCAAUGUGUAGCUUGUAUGAGGGUAGCACAGAGCUCCACAGACAUAAAACAGCGUUGUGUACUUUUUCUGAGUUUAUCAUAGAGCCGCACAGCAAUUAAAUGCACAGUAAAGUGCAAUUUGUAUGAAUAUAUCACAGAGCUCCACAGCAAUAGAACUCAUAGUAAUGUGCAAUGUGUAUGAGUAUCAGAGCUCCAGAGCAAUUAAAGGUACAGUAAUGAGCAGAGUGUCACAAUGCUACAAAGUAAUAAAACUCAAGUUAAUGGAUGGGAUUGUGCCUUGUAGGAUGUAUUUGGGGUAUAGAGAGAUUUUUGGUGGGGGUUCUGCAUGUAUUUAAAGGGAACGCUGGGCCCUGCAGAUCCGUUCUCUUUUACAGGUUGAAGACUAAGAAGCAUCUUGUCGUAUGGCGCUGGGCUCUGGCUGGGAUGAUGUGUCUGCUCUUCCUGUUACUAGUUGUGGCCUUGUCUCUGAUGUCACUAUGUGAGUGCAGCUACAACGUCGCAAUGUAUACAUUGCUCUUACAUUAAUUCAAAGAAUACAGUUUAAUAUUGACCCUUUGACGACUAGAAAGACGAUAGUUGCAAUGACAAACCAUUAGACUCUUGUGGAACUCAGAGGCAUGGUAUAUACACACAAACAGAUUCAUUAAGUUGUUUUUGUGACUAUAGUGACCCUGUUAAUUAAAGGACAACUAUCACCUCAAAACCAUUUUCAUAGAAUAAUUCCUUAAUCAAGUAUUGAAUGGAUUUUUUUAAAAUGAAGUAUAUGUAAAAAAAAAAAAAAAUUUAAAACACAUCCCUCUCUUUAGUAUAUGAAAGGAUCCUUCAGCCAUAUAGGUGCACCUUGGGUUGGAUAGUGUUUGAAAACUGACUGUCUCUGACUGUCUCUAUGGUCUCCCUGGCUACACUCCUUGUAUAGAAAAAUAUGUGAAAACCACACAGAGUAACUUGGUUUUCACUGUCCGAUAAGUUGCAUGUAUAUGGCUGAAGGAUCCUGUCAUAUACUAAUGGAAGGGAUGAGGUUUAAAAAAAAUAAUAAUUUUGAGGUGACAGUUGUCCUUUAAAGGGACACUAUAGUCACCAGAACAACUACAGCUUAUUGUACUUGUUCUGGUGAAUAUAAUCAGUCCCUUUAGGCUUUUUGAAAUAAACACAGGGCCGGACUUAGGGGUUCAAGCGCUCUGUGCAAGCCAAUCUCGUGGCACCCCCUUUUUAACAAAACCCCUGCAUCACCCUUAAACAAAACCUCUGCUCCUUCUACAAUAAUCUUGCUCCCCCUACUACAAAACUUUUGCCUCUUUCUACAAAAUCCAUGCCCCCUUUUUACAAAACUUCUGCCCCCCCUCUACAAAAUUCCUACUCACCCUUUAACAAAACCCAUGCCUGCCCUUCACAAAACCCAUGCUACAAGGUAACACCAUUCCCUGGACUUACAAAUUGAGGGUAACGCUAGUACCCGUACAGCGACCCUAUCUACAAAAGAGCCAACUUCUAUUUAACAUGUUUAUAACCCAUGCUAUCCACUAUAAAACCCCGGCCCCCUUUCACCAAAUCCUCUGCCCACUAUAACAAAAGCCCUGCUUCCAGUUCUAUAAAACACCUGACCCUUUCCACAAAUCCCUGCCCCAAUUCACCAAAACACUGCCCCUCUUCUACAAAACCUCUGGCCCCUCUUAUAUAAAAGCUCUGCCCCCUUCUACAAAACCCCAGCCUCCCUCCUACAAAAUUCUGCCCCCCCCACUUAUACAAAAGGUUUGCCCCCAAUUCUACAAAACCCUUGCCCACCCCUCUACAAGCCCUCUGUUCCCCCUUCAACAAAAUCCUUGACACUUCCCAUAAAACCCCUGCCCAUCUUCAACAAAAUCCCAACCCCCAUUCACCAAAACUACUGCCCCUUCUACAAAAACCCUUUCCCCCCCUUCCCUUGCCACUUCACCAAAACCACUGCCUCCUUCUACAACUCCACCCAAACCAAAACCCCUGCCACCCUUAAUCAAAACAUAAUCUGUUUAAUAAAAAAAAAAGCAAUAAUAUCAAGAAUAAUCACAUUUAUCUUAAAACCUGCUGCUCCCUGGUCCCACCUGACAGUGUCCCAUUUCGAAUCCAAACUCAAAAGCACUGGCCCUGGCCACCUCCGUCGAAUGACUGUGAGGGCAGAGCACGUUACGUAAGUGAGCGGUGUCGCUCCCCCACGCUCCCCUUGCGUGCUCCAGACCUCAUCUUUCUGCACCACAAUAAACGUGAUUCACGGCCCCGGCUUGCCUCAGAAUUCGCAAGUCAAGUCACUUGACUUGCUCUGCACUGCAGUCUGCAGACAGAUAUCUCGAGCCGGCCUGUGAGUGACCGAGUGCGAGCUGUGUCUGCCACUCGGCGUCCCUUUCGCAAUGGCGCCCUGUCCUGCAGCACAGCUCGCACACCCCUAAGGCCAGCCCAGAGUAAACACUAUUUUUAGAGAAAAUGCAGUGUUUAAUUUACAGCCUAGGGAUACCUCCACUGGCCACUCCUCAUAUUCAAAUGGCUACUAGAAGUGCACCCUGGGGCAGUGGAGCACUGCCAUUCAGUGUCUCCAGCCUCUGCAUGGAGACACUGAACUUUACUCAUUGAUUCAAUUAAUCUCCAUGAGAACACGCUGAUUGGCCAGGGCGGUGUUUGGCUUGUGCUGGCUCUACCCUUGAUUUGCCUCCUUGACAGUCUUAGCCAAUCCAAUGCUUUCGUAUGAGAAAGCAUUGUGAUUUCUAUUAAGCAACACUGAUGAUGUCAGCCAAACAGGCAGAUCAGGCACAGAGCCAGCAGCAGCAGCAGACUGGAAUAGAAAUACGAUUUUCCUAUAUGUAGGGAGGGCAAGAAGGGCUAGAUGGUGUUUUUACCACUAUUGGUUCAGGAAUACAUGUUUGUGUUGCUGACCCUAUAGUGUUCUUUUAAUAACAUCUUUAGUUUGUAAAGCUGUGGGAAAAGUGAUGAUAGUUGUAACACUGUAAGUGAAGUGUUGAUAAUGAAACCACUGUUGGAGCAUUCAUGAUAGUUGUAUAUCAGUGGGAGAAGUGAUGAUGUCAGAGUUAUACUUUUGCGAGAGAAGUGAUGAUGUCAGUUGUAAUAUUCUGGCAGGAGUGAUGAACUAUGCUCUCUCAGACUUGCAGGUCAAUUACCAUCUGUUCAGGAUCCAAAAAGAAAUGGAAGAUCUGCGCCAGAACCAGAGCCGUGGCCUCAUGGAGUUGGACGAGGAACGAGCAUGCAGCAUCUAUCUUAGCGGCAACCUUUCUGCCAUGCAGCAAGCACAUCAGUCAUUGGAAAACACCAUCCUUUUUCAUCUAACCCAGAACCUAACACAUUACCAGAGGCAGAUCCAGGAUAUAAAGCUUCAGCGACAAGCAGUGCACCAAAAUUACAGUGCCCUGCGCAAAGAGUACAAUGUUUUCAUGGAGAGGAACAUUCUCAUUCCCAGGAGCAGUGCAUUUCUUAAUACCUGCCAAAGAAAUGACUCUGAUAACAACAGUGAGUGACAGUAAUUACUAGUAGAUGCCUUCUAGGAAUACCACUGGUAUACACAGUAACCUCACAGUAUCACCCAUACACACGGACUGUACCUGCUAUACACAGAGUGACCUCACAGCGUCACUGAUACGCACGGACUGUACCUGCUACACACAGAGUGACCUUACAGUGUCACCCACACGCACGGACUGUACCUGCUAUACACAGAGUGACCUCACAGCGUUACUGAUACGCACGGACUGUACCUGCUACACACAGUGUCACCCACACGCACGGACUGUACCUGCUACACACAGUGUCACCCACACGCACGGACUGUACCUGCUAUACACAGAGUGACCUCACAGCAUCACUGAUACGCACGGACUGUACCUGCUACACACAGAGUGACCUCACAGUGUUACCGAUACACACAGACUGUACCUGCUACACACAGUGACCUCACAGCAUCACCGAUAGUCACAGACUGUAUCUGCUACACACAGAGCGACUGCACAGCAUCACCAAUACACACAGACUGAAUCUGCUACACACAGAGUGACCUCACAGUGUCACUGAUACACACAGACUGUACCUGCUACACACAGAGCGACAGCACAGUGUCACUGAUACACAAACUACUACACACAGAGUGACCUUACAGUGUCACCCAUACACACGGACUGUACCUGCUAUACACAGAAUGACCUCACAGCGUCACUGAUACGCACAGACUGUACCUGUAACACACAGAGUGACCUCACAGUGUUACCGAUUCACACAGAGUGACCUCACAGUGUCACCGAUACACACAGACUGUACCUGCUACACACAGAGCGACCUCACAGUGUCACCAAUACACACACUGUUACACAGAGUGACCUCAGAGAGUCACCAAUACGUACAGAUUGUACCUGCUACACACACAGUGACCUCACAGCGUCACUGAUACGCACAGACUGUACCUGCUACACACACAGUGACCUCACAGCGUCACUGAUACACAAAGACUGUAUCUGCUACACACACAGUGACCUCACAGCGUCACUGAUACGCACAGACUGUACCUGCUACACACAGAGUGACCUCACAGCGUCACCAAUACACACAGACUGUACCUGCUACACACACAGUGACCUCACAACGUUACUGAUACGCACAGACUGUACCUGCUACACACACAGUGACCUCACAGCAUCAUCGAUAUAGGCAGACUGUACCUGCUACACACAGUUGCCUCACAGCGUUGUUAUUAUUAUCAUCCCUUACAGUUCUUGUGUGCCAUUUUUGCCCGUCUAAAUGGCAGCUGUUUGGCUUGUCCUGCUAUCUGCGAUCUUCAGGUACUAAAAACUGGAUGCAGGGUGGUCACUGGUGCAGGACUCAAGGCGGGUAUCUGGCUGUAAUUAACAGUGAGAAGGAACAGGUAAAGCCCAAUAUCUGUACUUUAACUCAUGUUGAUGAAAAAAGUCAUGCAUAUUCUUUAAUUGUUACUUUCCACAAAUAUUUGUAAUAAUGUAAUGUCUGUAGCAUUUAUUGUGAUGAGGCCAUAUUGCCUGGGGCACAGCUUAUUAUGAUUCAAUCUAUGCAUCCCAUACCUAGUGGUAUUUCGGGCCUACAUGAUUUGGGCAUUAAGUAUGUGUGAAGGAAUUUGCCCAAUACUUAUUCUCUGUACGGAGCAGUAUGACCUGGCGCAGAGAGUAUGAGUGAAUGAAUGUGUCUAUUAUUGACUGGGGUAGAAAGUAUGAAUGAAUGAAUGUGUCCAUUAUUGACUGGGGUAGAGAGUAUGAGUGAAUGAAUGUGUCCAUUGACUGGAGUAGAGACUAUGAGUGAAAGAAUGUGUCUAGCAGCAUUUAAUGGGACAGAGUGUAUGUGCAAAUUAAUGUGUCCAUUAUUUAUUGGGAUAGAGCGUAUGAGUAAAUGAACGUGUCCAUUUAUUAUUGGGGCAGCAAGUAUGAGAGAAUGAAUGAGUUCAGUAUUUAUUGGUAUGAUGGGACCGUAUGACCUUCGGCAGAGAGUAUGAGUGAAAGUGUUGAGUAUUUACUGGCGUGAUGGGGCAGCAGUAUAGCCUGGGACAAUGAGUAUAAGUGAAUGCAUGUACCCUGUAUAUAUUGUUGUGAUAGGACAGUAUGGUCUGUCUGCGGUAGAGAGUAUGAAUGAAUCAGUGUGCUCUUCAUCUAUCACCUACACAUGUUCUCAUGCUUAUUUUCCAUAUAUUCCUGUCACUGAUUCAGGUAUUUCUCAAAAGUAUUGUGGGAAUGAAGUCUUGGAUUGGCCUGUCAGAUCAUGAGAGAGAGGGAUAUUGGCGCUGGAUUGAUGGAACGCCGUAUGACAAAACUCCUAGGUAACUAGCUACACCAUCACAGCUUAGCUGACUAUGUCUGCAGUUAUGCUGAAUAUUUGCACAAUUCCUGACUUAAUAUAUAAACUGAAAAUUUUUAAACAAUAAAUUAAUUGAUCUUACUAAAGGGACAAUGUAGGCUCAUUGAAGUGGUCUGGGUGCUGUGUUCCUUCUGAAACUAGUGCUGCAAUGUAAAACCAGUGGCAUACUAAGGAGCAGGCGGUCUGCCCUGGGUGCCACAAGGUAGGGGGGUGCUACCAGGGCUGGUCAGGCUUUGGGUAAGCUGUGUGGCUGCACAGGGCACCUUGGCAGCAGGGGCGUCGGGCUGCCGACACAGCUCACACACACAGAGGCUGGGAGCAGGAGAACUUCUCGGCGAGUUGGGGGCGGGGCCAGAUUGGAUGUGGAGGCAGAGUCAAAUUGGCAGCAGGGGCAGAGCUAAAGGUGGCCUCCACUCGCUGCAGCUACUGCUGCACACAGAGGGGAAGCAGAAAAGUUGUUGCUUUCCCAACAACUACGUCAGUGAUUCCACUCCUCCAGUGAGAGAGAGUGUGUGCUAUGUGUGUGUGUAACUGUGAUUGUGUCUGUCUGCCUGUGAGUGUGUGUGACUGCCCGUGACUGUAUGUGUGACUGUGUGUGUGUGUGUGACUGUCUGCCUGUGACAGUGUGUGUGACUGUCUGUGUGUAUGUGACUGUCUGCCUGUAACUGUCUGUGACUGUAUGUGUAACUAUAUGCCUGUGUGUGGGUGUCUCCCUGUGACUGUGUGUGUGUGUGACUGUCUGCCUGUGACUGUGUGUGUGACUGUCUGCCUGUGAUUGUGUGUGUGUGAUUAUCUGCCUGUGACUAUGACAGUGUGUUUGACUGUGACUGUGUGUGUAACUGUCUACCUGUGACUGUGUGUGUGUGACUGUCUGCCUGUGACUGUGUGUGUAACUGGCUGCCUAUGACUGUGUGUAUGAUUGCCUGCGUGUGUGGCUGUCUGCCUGCGACUGUGUGUGACUGUCUACCUAUGACUGUGUGUGUGACUGUCUACCUGUGACUGUGUGUGUGACUGUCUGCCUGUAACUGUGUGUGUGACUGUCUGCCUGUAACUGCAUAUGUGACUGUCUGUAUCUCACUGAGUGUGUGUGACUGUGUGAUGCUGCCUGUAACUGUGUUACAGUCUGCCUGUAGCUGUGUGUGUAUAACUGUGCUACUGAAUGUCUGUAACUGUGUGUUUGACUGUGUGCAAGUGACUAUGUGCCUGGGACUGUGUGCAUGUGGCUAUAUUUGACAGUACAUGUGUAUCACUGUGUGCAUCUGACUGUGUCUGACUGUCUUCGCCCGGCAGUGAGCCGGCAGCUGGGAUAUGACGUAAUUUCGGCAUCGGCGUCAUUACAGUACAUGCGAAGGACCUGUGCAGGAAAAGCACAGAGAUCCCAACAGCAACUACUGACCACCAGCCCUUCACUCCAGCCCUCCCAAAGCAAGGAAGGAAGGUUGGGUGGACCUCUUAUUAAAUGUGUGUAUAUAGGUGAUGAUUGUGAUUGUGUGUCUAUAAUUGUAUGUGUUUGGGUCUGUGAUUAUGUGUGUGAUUGUGUGUGCAUCUCUGUGGUUAAGUGUGUGUGUUGUGAUUAUGUGUGUUUAUGUAUGUGAUUGUAUGUGUGGGUCUGUGAUUGUGUGUCUGUGUUUAUGUGGGUGUAUGUCUCAAAUUGUGUGUGUAACUAUGUAUGUAUGUAUAUAUAUAUAUAUAUAUAUAUAUAUAUAUAUAAUAUAUACACACACACACACACAACCACAGAUGUUUAUACAUGUGUAUGUGGUGUCCUUAAAUAUUGCAAUCUCACAAAAUGAUAAUAAAUAAGUGAAUUAUCUACUAAACAAUUGAAAGAUUAAAAUUAAGAAAAGGGCUUUUUUUGAUUUUGAUCUUUUAGCUGUUUAGUAGAUAAUUCCCUAAAUUGGUGCCCUUAUGUGAGAUUUCCAUAUUUAAAGAUACAAAAUUACGGUGUUGUUUAGCAGAUAGCUCCCUUAUGUGGUGUCCUUAAAUAUGCCAAUCCCACAUAAGGAUAGCAAAUAGGGGAGUUAUCUGAUAAACAAAGAUUGAAGUUAAGAGGUGUCAGCCAACCCACAACAAGAAAUCUGGGUGGCUAAUGUGAAUUCUGUGCCAAUGGCAGCAUAUUAACCCAUCCCCUAGUGAAAAGUUUUAGUUUUCAGAAUCUCGCCAACACUUUCAUUUUAAUUGUACUGAGUCUUAGAGUGUUUAUAUUUGAAGGUGUAGUGGUGAGUGUGUUUGGUGUGUAUUUUUGUAGUGUGUGUGUCAGUAUGGAUCAAUGUGUCAGUAUGGAUCAAUUUGUGUGUGUGUGUGUGUCAGUAUGGAUCGAUGUGUCAGUGUGGAUCAAUGUGUGUGUGUGUGUCAGUAUGGAUCAAUGUGUCAGUGUGGAUCAAUGUGUGUGUGUGUCAGUAUGGAUCAUUGUGUCAGUGUGGAUCAAUGUGUGUGUUUGUCAGUAUGGAUCAAUGUGUCAGUAUGGAUCAAUGUGUCAAUGUGCAUCAAUGUGUGUGUAUGUCAGGGAGUGUGUAUGCAUUAGUGAUUGUGUGCCAGUGUUUGUAUGGGAUGCAGCAUUAGUUUGUGUGCCAGUGUCUGUUGAUGAGUAUAUGUCAGUAUGUAUGGGCAUCAGUGACUACACGCCAGUGUGUGCCAGUGAGUAUUUAUUAAUUAAAAAUCCAUGUGUCUGUCUAUGUUUUUUUAUUUUUUUUUAUUUAAAAUAAAUUGAAUUUAAAAAAAAUUAUAUAUAUAUAUAUAUAUAUAUAUAGUUUUAUAUAGUUUUGCUUUAUUUAUGUGAUUUGGUGAUUUGUGGGAGUAUUAUGCAUCUAUAUAUUUGCACAAAUGUAUAUUAAUAUAUGUGUAUUAUAUCAAAAUAUAUACAUGUUCAGCCCCCACGAUGAUCGGCUGCCUGAGAGCAGAGGCAAGCAUUAGGAUCACUGAAGAUUGAGGUAGGCAGGCUGCUGAAAGAGGGAGGUGGCAGCCGGUUCAUGGAGAGCUGUGGGAGGAAGGCAGGCGGCUGACAGAGGGAAUUGGGCGGCCGGCUCAUUUAUUGCAGAGGAAUGGAGAGGGGUGGCUGGUCCAUGGAGAGCUGUGGUAGAAAAGGUGGGCAGCUGACGGAGGGGAGCAGCCGGGUAAUGGAUAGCAGAGGGAGGCGGGCGGCUGACUUAGUGCCACGGCGAAGGAGCUGUAAUCUCCCUGCUCUGCUCCCUUGCGCGGCUUGCAGUGAUUCACGGAGCUGGGUUAUGAUGUCACUCUGGCCCCCGGCUCACUAAACAGUGCGUGAGAGGGAGCCGAGUAGGGAGAUGACAGCAGUGCUACUGGACCCCAGGGAAAGCAUAUUCUCUCCAGCUCUCUAAAGGUAGGGAGGCUGGGUGGAUUUAAAUAAAAAAGUAAUUACUUGUGAGUGAGUGUGUGUGUCUGUCUGAGUGUGUGUGUUUGUGAGUAUGUCUGUGAGUGUGUGUCUGUCUGAGUGUCUGUCUCUGUGUCUGUCUGUGAGUGAGUCUGAGUUGGUCAGUAAGUGUGUGUGUUCCCUCCAAUCACAUGGGAAAGGGUUUUCUUUUCUUUUUUUUACUCAACUUUUUUUCCACGCUGUGGCUGGCCCCCCCUCCAUGGCUGAAAUCCUCAAUCUUGAUGAUCUCAGCCAAUCCAAUGCUUCCUCAUAGCAAAGCAUUGGGAGACUAUUGCGCAUGCACGGCAAAAUGCCACUGCGCCAAUUUAACUUCUCAUAGAGAUGCAUUGAAUCAAUGCAUCCGUAUAGGGAACAUUAACGUAGGUGCUGCACAGUGUGAAGCACUGACCCAGGAGGCACUUCUAGAGGCCAUCUGAGUGACUGUCGCUAGAGGUGUCACUAGGCAGCAAUGUAAAUACUGCCUUUUGUCUGAAAAGUCAGUGUUUACAUUUAAAAGCGUUCAGGGUCAGGAUAUAGACUUCAGAGCAACUACAUUAAGCUGUAGUGGUUCUGGAGAUUAUAGUGUCCCUUUAAGAAUUGUAUUUUUGACGUUGAUUUCUCUGGCUCCUAACUUUUCUAGCUGGCUGCUACAUUCCAAACUAAUUUGUAAAACUGUGUGUGUGUGUGUGUAUAUAUACACACACAAACACGUAAUCUUAUAAAUUAUUAUGGUUAUAAUAAAUAUAUAUAUAUAUACACAUCAGUAUGAUACACAUAUGUUAAUAGACAUAUGCAUACAUAAUACACAUUUGGAGAUUACACACGUAUAUAAAUGUAACAAGGGUUUUACAUUUUUCAAAGGGUUAUUCACUAAAUUUUUCAUUUUUGAAAAUGAAAAUCGAAAUUGCGUAAUUUAGACCAAAAUAGCGCAUUUGAAAAAUCCAAACUUCACCAUAGUCACAGCUUGACUAUUGUAGCCUAAUUUUUGGAAUUUAUUCACAAAAAUGAUUAGUUUAGUUGAUAACCCUGCCCUUCUCUCAGUCUUUCAUUCCCUGGUAUCAAACUAUAUCCAACGGAGAGUGCACUCAUAGGAUUGAGGACUAAACAAAAUAAGAUUCAUUUAAAUUAGAUAUGCAACAAGUUAUGGGGAUGAAACGUUGGGUAAAUAAUUUUCAAUCCUUUGUGUUUUUCCACCUGUAUAUCUGUCACAGUUGGCACAAUUAAUGUUAGGGCUGGUGUAAAAAAAUUCCAGGGCUGCUUUUUAUUCCCAAUCCGGCCCUGCAUACAAACCCCACCAUUAUAUAUAACCACACCACUUCAUUCAAAAACCACACUACACACAAAUGCAUGCUUGCACUUAAACGCUAACACUACAUACAAACACACCGCUACAUUCACUCAAACAUACUCCAUAAAAAAAUGCUAACAUUCAAACACACCAACACUGCUCACUGGUAAAUACAUAAAAAAAUAUUGCUUAAAAUAGGACCCAUCCCGGGUACCAAAUGCUCUAGGUACGCCCCUGUGUAAAACAUUGCAAUUCCAGAGAACUGCAAUGUUUUUAUUUUUUUAUUUUUAUAACUGGCAUUUAUAAAGCGUCGCCAUAUUCCGCAGCGCUGUACAAUUGGGAGAACAAUACAAUAUAAACAGACCGAUACAAAAGGUAGAUGGCCCUGCCCGUAAGCUUACAAUCUAAAGGUAAAAUAGGGAAAUGAUACAAGGGGUAGCAGAGGAAAUUGAAGGUGAUUGCAGAGAGAAUUUAUAGUGUGACUGCAGUGAUUAAUAACAUGUGAAGGGAAUGAGGAGGUGAUUGGCUGUGGUUGGCAACAGCUGGAGGAGUCAUGCUAUAUCGUUAGAAGGAACCAGGGUGGGCAGAGCAGAGUAAAAACAAAGAUUCUUAGUUGCAGGGAUGGAAGUUAAAUUGGGCCUGAAGAAGCAGAAGGAUGCUGUCAUGGCCCCCGGCUUGCGGCUGCACAUGGUCGCACCCGAUCGGUGCGACCACCCUGUCAGGUUGGAGGACUUACCUGUUCAGCAAUGAGUCGGGAGCUGAACCCGCUGGAGCAUUCGUCCCCUCCACACGCGGGAGCCAAAAUGGCGCCGACUACGAGGUCGCGGCCGUUUGUAGCUCCGCCUCCAAAGGUCACACAGUCAUGCAUUCUGGGGCAUUCUGGGGUCAGAGGCCAAGCUCUGACCAAUCACAGCCCAAGGAGGGGUAUUUAAACCCCUGAUUUUCCCUAGCUCAUUGCCUUGUCGUGGUUUUUGUUCCUUGUUCCCGAGAGUGCGUUUUCUUGUCCUUGUUAUUGAUAUUCCCGGUAUUCUGACUUUGGCUAUUCCUGACUAUUCUGAUCUCUGGUUUCCCUGACUUGGCUUUCUUAUCGAUCUUGUGUAUUUCUUGCUUCCUUGACCUAGGCUUUCCCUUGACCAUUUUCUGUCUUUCAACGUAUUAAUCCUGCCAUUCUAAGGACCAGUUUACGUUCUGUCUAUUUUUCUAUUCUAUGUAGAUGUUACAUAGUUUUGCGUGUUGGAUCACAUUAGUAGUCUUGACAGAUGCACAGUUAUAUAAAGGAAUUUACAGCUAGGAAUGGCAAGCAGGGGGAGUGAGGGUGGGGAGGAAUGGUGGAACAGACUAGCCAUUUGAUGCACAUAUUAAAAUAUUUUCCUAUUACAUCCUAUCAGCCAGAUUAUUAAUUACUACAGGUAACUGCAAGUACAAAUAUUACAGUAGUAAACUACAAGUAAAAAUAGUAACAUUGUAAUAGUAAAUGAAUAUAUAGUAAAAAGGUGGAAGGAAUCCCAGUCCAUAUCUUAAAACUGCUUAAGGAGUAGUACUUAAGGUAAGUAAAUAAAGGGUUUUUAAACCUUUAUUUAUCGGGUAGGAGGGGCGGGACGGAGGGGGAAGGCAGAGGGAUCGGUAGUGCCAGGAAUACAGCUUUGUAUUCCUGGCACUACAAUAUCGCUUUACACAAAAAAAGAUUUUAAUUAAAUAAGCCAUUUAAAAAUAAUCACUAACUCUGUGCCAACAAUCAGGUACACUCACAAUAUUUUGAACAAUACGAAUGGUUUAUACAAAUGCUAAUUUAGGUUAUCCACUAAAGUGUGAAUUAUUGCAAUACAAAGUGAAUUUACAGUGAAUUUCACAUUUAAGAGCCACAUAAUCAAACUAAAACCUUAGCUGGCUUGAAGAAUGUUCCCAAUUUCACUUUGUGAACUAAAAUUUGAAACUCACUUUAAAAACCUGACGAUUUGUACUUUACUGAAGAACUCAGUAAAUAUCCACAAAACCACACAAAACCCAUCAGUUUUAUAUCAUACAGAACAUCUAUCAUACAAUGUGCUCAAUUUAUUUAGAUGAUCACGUUUAUUUGUAGUUUAUCAGCUCCUGAAAAGCAAUUUAACAGUUGGGAUUGAUUAAAUUUCUGCCAUUAAAGGCUUAUUGGGAGCCGAUAAUUAUCGGUUCGAAUUUUGGAAAAAUUGGAUGAGGCAAUUUAAUUAAAAAAAAAAAUCUUCCUACAACUUUCACCCUAAUAAUGACCUAAUAUCUCUAAAACAAAAUGAUAUAAUUAUCAUCAGACAUGUCCUUUCUUGCAAAAUCUUUUUUUUGCACCACAAAUGGCCAAUUAAAACCCCCCCAAAACAUUAAUUCCUUACACUACUAUUCAAAAUAUAUGUUCCGAUUCGCAAAAAUCAAAAUUGUGACGCAGACAAAAAUAAUUGAUUGAAAAAAGUCAAUAAUUAUCAACUGGUUUCUGCAGAUAGAAUUAAAUGGAGGCCUUAAUUAGCUACUGCAUUUCUAUAAAAGUAGCGAUUGUUUAAUUUUAAUCUAUACAUUUGCCUGCAGAACUGUGCAUACAUUAUAUCUAUAACUAUCUGAAGGUGAAUCUGUCAUCUACAAGUUACAGAUUCAAUUUAAAAAGAGAAUACAAGUUCAUGUAUGUAACAUCCGAAAAUGAUAAAAGCAGUUUCCACUGCAUCCUAUCAUUUCUAUAAACCCAAAAUAAAAACCCAAUAGAUUUAUACUUCUGCAUCAUCUCUAAAGAUUAAAAACUGUGAUUGCGGAGGAUUGCCUUUAACAAAAUGCAAUGGAUCGAGCGUGGUUUGAAUUAUAUGCACACACUGACACCUAGUGGUUCAAAUAUAGAUUAGGUACAGGUGCUAAUUUCUUUAGCAUAUUCAAACAAUUCUUAUACAAAUGAUGUCACAUACCCUCGGUGAAUAACUUUUCCGUAACUGUGUGCGGAAUUCCAUGAGCAUUUUUAAUGCAAUCCAAAAAAAUGUUGCUACAUUUUUCUGCUAUAAACACAGCCAAAGUUAGAAAAUGGUGAUUGACCUAAAAUGGGUUUACCAGUAGUUGUCAUAAAAAAUUCCAAUGAUCCUGAGACUGAUGUACCCAGGACUGUAAAAUUAAACAACAAACAAAGUGGCGAUAUUGUAGAAUUUUCAAAUUGGUCACAGACCGAUGAAAUACCCUCUAUAAGAUGUCUGACGGUAGAGAUGCCAUCUGUUGCACCUUGCCUGUACCAUCAACUUUUACUUAUUAUUUCUCCCACAAAGUGUUUCAUUACAAAUUCUACAAAAUUGUAUCCAAUGUUUGUUUGAAUUUCACACAUAAAGGAUAAUUGCAUAAGUCGAUGGAUCAAGUGCAUCUUGGGGGCUGCUGAGGUCACUAUAAAAAUCCCAAAUAUACAAAGUCAUCUUAGAUGAGUGUGACUGUUGCUCCAACUGGACUACUUGGAGUAAGGCAUAUGACUGUUUUUUAUUAAACGGGCAAUUGCAAAAGUGUUGUUGAAAAUGUUGAAAAGACGUUGUGCUUGUAUCAGUAUUGUUACCAACUCAUCUGCAAUGUCAAGAUGUCGAUAGUUAUGAAAUGCUAGAUUGUAUGUAGGGUUAUUCGAUGGAGAGCCACUUGUUGAUGUGGGUUAUUUGCAAAGGUAAGAUAGUGGGUGUUGAAGCCUGGCAGAGGAAAGAGUGGGAGAUAUAUUUAACUUCAGUUCUACUUUCUUCAUUGCUGUAAUCUUUUUUUAUUCAACUUGUGGCAAAAAAAGGUUGCCAGACUCGAAGCUUGCAUCGUCAUUUUAAUUUUGCGCAUGAACGUGCGUACAAAACAGUGUGGAAGAUUCUGCAAGAUUGAAAGGCCCUGUGUAAGAUGUCCGACGGUAGAGAUGCCAUCUGUUGCACCUUGCCUGUACCAUCAACUUUUACUUAUUAUUUCUCCCACAAAGUGUUUCAUUACAAAUUCUACAAAAUUGUAUCCAAUGCUUGUUUGAAUUUCACACAUAAAGGAUAAUUGCAUAAGUCGAUGGUGUGAGUUUUAUUUAUUUUUAGCUUUUAUUUUAGAAUUGUUCUCACUAGAUUUAAGCAAUUUCUUUAUCCCUAGUAAUUGGAGUCUUUGUGAAAAAAACAAAACAAAAAAAACAUAACAUUUUCUGACAUAAACAUUUAUUAGCUAAAGGAAUCCAGUCCAAUUCCAGGUUCAUGUUUUGUAUUUAAAACUUUACUACUCCUCUUUUUAGAUUCUGGUCGAGGAAUCCACCAAAAUCCAAUGAAGCUGAAGAUUGUGUCACACUCUCUGCCUUUUCCAUGUGGGACGAUGAAGACUGUAACAGGACCUAUCUGAGUGUGUGUGAGCGCACAGCUGCCCAGAUUAUCCUGAAAGGUCAUAUACUGAGUAACUAGGCCAACAGCACAAUGUGUCCUCACUAAUGUCCUCAUUAUUACAGCUUCCGGGAAAACAUGUCCGAAGCAAUCUUUGCCAGCUAAUGUUUUAAAGAGUUACGUUAUGUCCCUGUAGGCUCUUAAUCCUUCACCAAUGUAUCUCUCUCAUUUACUUCAUGAUUGUAAACUAAGUAAUAGAACAAGGGUGGUCAACCAUCAGCACACCAGAUGUUGUAGACUACAUCACCCAUGGUGCUUUGCAGCAUUAAAUGUUGUUAGAGCAUUAUGGUAGGUAUAAUCCACAACAUCUGGAGUGCCGAAGGUUGCCUACCCCUGUAAUAGAAUAUUCUUGUCUGUGUUUUAGAAUGCAUUCGUUAUUUAACAAACUCACAAUGCUUUUGAGGGUGGUAGCUCAGCUCAAAUUUGAAUCAGCCCUGUCUGUUAUUCUGAAAGGUUCUACGUGGCUAUGUGACUCUGAUAUGAUCAGGAUAUGUAUGUAUUGUACACUACUGACCCAACCUACUAAUAUCAGAAUAUCGAGGCACUGGUUGUGGUGAUGGUAUUUCACUUACACUCGGCUUACAAGCUUAUAACCAGUCACCAUCCCCAUCUAUCACACGGUUUGGCAUGCCUGUCUCCAGCAGUGUUUUGCUCAAGAAAGAAGGAUUUGGUAACAAUUGUGUACAACAGGCUGAAGGAAAAUGUCUAAUGUAAUUUAAUGGCAACAAGGGCCAUUAUGGUAUUAUCUGUUGUCUAGGUUGGAUGGAGCUGACUCUGGUAAUGUAGUAAGAGGGAGAUCUUGGGGAGCCAGAACACAGAUUUUUGUCAGAUUGCUUCUAAAAAGUUUGACAAAAAUUGUGGGGACAGCACCCAUAGAUUAUUGGCAUCAGAAUCACUACGCUGAGUAAUAAUAGUAUAAUAGUGCACCAAGCUAUAAAAAUACAUUGAAUGAUAAUACACCAAGCUUUAACAAAAACACUGAGCUGUAAUAAUUCAACAAGCUGUAAUAAUACACGG
Pelobates cultripes (western spadefoot toad) is the source of this 16637-nucleotide messenger RNA. Lineage: Eukaryota; Metazoa; Chordata; Amphibia; Anura; Pelobatidae. The record is from the annotation of a GenBank genome assembly.